Messenger RNA from Populus trichocarpa (black cottonwood), 1934 nucleotides. Its product is annotated as SEC12-like protein 2. Gene Ontology annotation, cellular component: endoplasmic reticulum membrane. The transcript is spliced from 10 exons. The record is from RefSeq and is a predicted model, not a curated record. Gene Ontology annotation, biological process: protein secretion. Gene Ontology annotation, molecular function: protein binding; GTPase activator activity; guanyl-nucleotide exchange factor activity. Lineage: Eukaryota; Viridiplantae; Streptophyta; Magnoliopsida; Malpighiales; Salicaceae. Bases 205 to 1371 code for a protein of 388 amino acids.
CAAAUGCAAACGACGCAGUGUGAAAGAGUAGGAGACGCAGUUUGGGAACGUGGAUCAAAUUGUUUUCCAUAAAAAUUUGAUUUGAUUUUUAUUUUUUUAUAUAUUUUAAAAUUGUUUUGAUAUAUUAAUGGUAAAAAUAAAUUUAAAAAAAUAAAAAAAUAUUAUAAAAAACAACAAAGCUACCGUAGUAGCAGAAGGAAACCAAUGGGAAAGAGCAGAGAGGCAGAUCCUCAAAGCCUGCAAAAAUACGGCGUUCCUUUAUACUCUGCUGCUUGGCUUCCUUACAAAGAGCUCAGAUCCAAGCUACAACCCCGUGACGAUCACGUUGAUUCCUCUAAACAACAGGAACAACAGCAAGAGGAGGAGGAGGAGAUCCCCAAGCCCUCUGCUUCUUCCCAUGAACACUACGUCGUUUUGGCCGGCGGUGGCGGUGAAGGCAGCAGCGGCAUUCCCAACGCCGUCCUUCUCUCCUGUUUUGAUUUCUCCUCCAAUUCCCUCGCUUCUCAGCCCGUAGCUAAGCUUGGUCUUGGUUCUCAAUUACCCUAUAGAAUGGUGGUUCACCCCGGUGGAGAUGGAGUCAUUUGUGCAUUCCCCAGUAGUUGCCGAUUUUUUGACUGGGAUGAAGUCAAGGACAAUGAAGACCAUAAAUUGGGCCUUAAACCAUCCAAAAAAGUACUGACACAAUUAGAAGAUGUUGGACAGCAAUUAGCAUUGGCCUUUAACAGUGACAGCUCUGUACUUGCUGUAGGGGGCGAGGAUGGCAAUUUAAGGGUUUUCAAGUGGCCUGGCAUGGAAAUUAUUCUUAAUGAGACUCAAGCCCAUGCAUCUUUAAAGGACUUGUGUUUCAGCCCUGAUGGAAAAUUUCUUGUUUCAAUGGGACAGCGUGACCUUGGUAGAGUCUGGGAUGUAACUUCAUCCACAGCUGUAGCCUCUUUACCAAAGGAAAACGAUGAGAUUUUUGCAUCGUGCAGAUUUUCUCAAAGGAGUGAUCAGGCUCAGGUUCUCUAUAUCGCUGCAAUAACAGACAAAGGUUCAAGUAUUGUGACUUGGAACACAAGCUCAUGGAAGAGAAUGAGCUCAAAGCAUGUAGCCCGUGAACCAGUUUCAUCCUUCAAUGUCUCACCUGAUGGAAAGCUUCUUGCAAUGGGUAUGACUCAAGGAGAUGUGUUGCUUGUAAAUUCAACCAACUUGCGUGUUCAAACACUAGUUAGGAAAGCACAUCUUGGCAUAGUAACUGCAUUGGCGUUCUCUCAUGAUUCAAGGGCUUUGGUCUCUGCCUCUAUGGACUCAAGUGCAAGGGUGACACUAAUUGAGGACAACAGAAGUGAAAAAUCAGAUGGUCGGGGGUGGACAGAAGCGAUCCGGCGCUGACCAGGUGCACCUGCACCAGCAGUUUGUGAGCAUCUUUUGUGCACCUUGGGAAGGCACGAGUUGUUAUGUACGUUGUUUGUGUGCUUAGGAUUUCACCGUGUCCUAGACUCCAUGUAUCUGGAUUGAGUCUUAUUUAUGGUUUUUGUGCCUAAAUAUCUGAAACCGUGUAGGGAGCGUAGCCGAAUGCCAGGCCUCUAGGCUGUAGUCUGAGUGCCUUGACCCCUUUAUCACCUGGUUUAUUACGCGCCUUUUUUUUUUUUUAAUCAGAGAGUUGGUAACCACUUUUAUAAAAACAAGAGAAAGAUGGCAUGGAGAAUACAAGGGUUUAGAGGUGAUCGAGAUUUAUUUAUACAAAACUAAUUUCCAUAUAAUUAAUCGUUAUCUUCCUGCCCAUAAUGUCGACUUGGAACCUGUUUGAAAUUGCAGUAACAGAAGUGAUUUAUAAUGUUUUUCAUUUAGAAAUGCAUUAAAAUAAAUUUUUUUUUAAAAAAAAAUUGUUUUUGAUAUAUGUAAAAUCUAAAAACAUUAAAAAAAAAAUUAUUUUAAACAAAAAAAAAUUAAAA